AAAAAUGUUUCUUCAGUAGCAAAAUUAAAAACAAAGUUUACUGUAAUAUCCACGCAAUUUCUUACCACAAUAUGACAAAUGAAAGGCGGAAAUCGAUUAUCAAGAAUACCGAUACCAAGCAAAUACCCGUGGCAAAUGCAAGCAAUGGCAAGAGUAUAUUUACCAAUACUGAGCACAGGCGACCACAAAAGCAAUCAGUUUUAAUUCUACAAAUUAAGUAUCAUCAUAUUAAAUUAAUUUUGUGUGGCAUAUGUGUUGCCGUAGCAUAUGUUGCGUUAAGAACCAGUUGGCAAAAUCUGCACUAUAAACAGUUGCAGUAUUUACCGGACGAGCAUUACCUGCAGAUACGAGAUGAUUUUGCUGUAUAUAAGAGUACAGAGGAAGAUCAACGUCAGGCGUUGAAGAAAUUCUACGACGAAACGGGAGCUGCUGUCGCUUCCAUAUCAAGAGACGAUACAAAUAUUAAAGAAGCAUUAAGCUCAUUACGUUUGGCUUUAGAAAUGAUGCGCGCGGGAAAAGAUGACAAGGCUGGCAAGCUUUUCGAGCAUGCUUACGCAUUGGCCCCAAAGCACCCAAACAUACUUUUGCGCUACGGCGAAUAUUUAGAACAUUCGCGAAGUGAUAUUUUGAGGGCUGACCAAUAUUACUAUCAGGCAUUGAUUAUAAAUCCGAGCAAUACAGAAGCUUUAACCAACCGUCUACGAACAGCUGCUAUCGUUCAAACAUUAGAUGAAACACGUCUUACUGAAUUAGAUCGUAAACGUGAUGCUUUAUCGGCCAUACAUGAAGCAAACGCAGCUUUGCGUCGUGCUAAAAAGGAGGCCUACUUUCAGCACAUCUAUCAUUCAGUAGGCAUUGAGGGCAAUACGAUGACUUUAGCUCAAACAAGAUCUAUACUAGAAACUCGCACCGCCAUUGAUGGUAAAUCAAUAGAUGAACAUAAUGAAAUUUUGGGUUUAGAUUUGGCCAUGAAAUACAUCAAUGCCAGUCUGGUUAAUAAGAUGGUUAUUACAUUGGCAGACAUCCUGGAAAUUCAUCGAAGGGUUUUAGGCCACGUAGACCCUGUUGAAGGCGGGGAAUUUCGUCGUUCUCAAGUCUAUGUAGGCGGCCAUGUACCUCCCGGGCCCGGAGAUUUGUCCAUUUUAAUGAGGCAUUUUGAAAAUUGGCUCAAUUCGGAGCAAGCCUUAAAUUUACAUCCCAUUAAAUUAGCGGCUUUGGGUCAUUAUAAAUUGGUGCACAUUCAUCCCUUUGUAGAUGGUAACGGCCGCACUUCCCGAUUGUUAAUGAAUACUUUGCUUAUGAGGGCGGGCUAUCCGCCUGUAAUUAUACCCAAGCAACAAAGACAUAAGUACUACCAAUAUCUUCAAAUAGCCAAUGAAGGGGAUAUACGUCCUUUUAUACGUUUUAUAGCGGAUUGCACAGAGAAAACUUUAAAUAUAUAUUUAUGGGCCACAAGUGAUUUACCACAACAAAUACCCAUGUUAGCACAAACUGAACGUACUCUAGCCAAUAUCGAUAAUUUAGUAACUACUACAAUAACAUCUUCCUCAUCAACAUCCUACAGUUCAACGCGAACGUUAGAGUCAAACGAUGGCGAUUUUUUUGAGUCGGGCUCGGGAGAAAUUUCCUAGCAUUGGUUAUUCUUUUUAUUACAUAUUAUUGAAUUAUUAGUUAAUACUGAACAACUGUGAUCAUUAUAUUAUUGCAACUAGCAAAGCAUUUAGCAAAUGCAAAUAACAAACUAAACAACAAUCUAUGUACUAUAUUAACCAAAUUUAGCAUAAGUAAAUAUUGUUGUGAGGAAAAAAUUAUAAAUAUUAUUUAUUCUGCAAAAUUGUUUAUAGGAAGAUAUCAGAUGCACAUUAAAGAAUGGUAACAAAUAACGAAAAAUACAAAAUUUACAAGUAGCGCAAGUGCUGAUAAUUUGUCUUAUAUUUUUACGCAGGUAAAAUUGUGGAUUGUGACUGUGGAAGGGAAACAUUUCAUUAUGCAACUAUUCCGUAUAGCGAAAUUGGAUAUAAAAAUAGGUUACAAUACUUCCAUAUUAAGGCUUUUUAAUACAGCGUCUAUUGAGAUGUUCUUUUUAUCCAAAGGUUAAAGUUUUGUUUCUAGUUUCACCAGAAGGACCAACUUUUUCGUAUUGGUCAACAAUUUAUUACAGUGUAAAAAUCGGAGUCCGUUAUAAAAAUACUCUGUCUAAAAUUGGGGUAUAUAAGAGGGUAAUUAUUGCAGUAAUUUUUGUUGAUUACCUUCAUAUAGCUAUAUAUAUAGAAAAGCUUUCUGUAUACGAUAACUAACGUUUACGCCUUGAAAGCUUGCAUUUCAUACGUUUGACAGCUCUUCCCAAUUGAUAGCCGCGUAAUCAAUUCAGAGGUAGCAAGAGAUACUAAAAAAAAUUUUAAAAGUUGAAAGAUUUGAAAUUAAAAUCACCAAAAACCUUAUUUCAGGUUCCAUAACUU
This is a messenger RNA of Glossina fuscipes, 2459 nucleotides long. RefSeq names its product protein adenylyltransferase Fic (gene Fic). The record is from RefSeq and is a predicted model, not a curated record. The transcript has 6 exons. Bases 72 to 1631 code for a protein of 519 amino acids. Gene Ontology annotation, molecular function: protein binding. NCBI's taxonomy places the organism in Eukaryota, Metazoa, Arthropoda, Insecta, Diptera, Glossinidae.